Paramecium tetraurelia is the source of this 648-nucleotide messenger RNA. RefSeq lists its product as uncharacterized. The transcript has 5 exons. The record is from RefSeq and is a predicted model, not a curated record. NCBI's taxonomy places the organism in Eukaryota, Ciliophora, Oligohymenophorea, Peniculida, Parameciidae. Gene Ontology annotation, biological process: chaperone-mediated protein complex assembly; protein folding. Gene Ontology annotation, molecular function: Hsp90 protein binding; protein-folding chaperone binding. Gene Ontology annotation, cellular component: cytosol; nucleus.
AUGUAAAAAACCAUUGCUCCGAUAGUGAAAUGGGCUCAAAGAAAAGACAAUGUAUUUCUGACAGUUGAAGUGAGAGAUUUGAAAGGUGAAAAAGUUGAAUUGACUUCGAAUUCACUUAAGUUUUCAGCAACUGCAGAAGGUGUUAAUUACGUAUUCGAAAUUAACUUCUUUGGUGAAGUUGUUGUUGAAGAAAGUAAAUGGACAAACUAUGGAUUGAAUGUCAGAUUUAUACUCUCCAAGAAAGAUAAAGCCACUUCAUAUUGGACAAGGUUGAUAAAGGAAUCUCACAAAUUGUAAUAUUUAUAGGUUGAUUGGACUAAAUAUAUUGAUGAAGAUGAUGAGGCUGAAGAAGGAGGCAAAGGAUUGGAUGAUUGGGAUUAAAACAAAUUCUAAAAUUUUGAUCAUGGUCACGAUCAUGGUCACGAUCACUGUCAUGAUCAUGGGCAUGAUCACGAACAUGGACAUCAUCAUGAAGAAGAUGAUGAUGAAGAAGAUUAAGAAGAACCAAAUGCUGGAAAUAUUGAUGAUUUGGACUAAGAGGAGGAAGUGCAACAAUAAGAAUAGGUACCCAAGGAAGGUGAUCAAUAAAAACAAGAAUAAUAAUGAGAAGUUAAGUGAGUAUUCUAUUAUUCUAUAAAAUAGAUUUUU